AUGUUUUUAGCUACCUGGAUAAGAGAUCUGGAGAGAAUCUUUGAGGUGCUGCAGUGUAAUGACACCGACAAGAUUCGAUGUGCCACUUACCAACUCCAAGGUCACGCUGAUGCAUGGUGGCAUUCCUCAAAGGAGCACUUCUUGGCCAAAUACCCAAAUGCAACCUGGGCUCAGUUCACAGAAGCUUUUCUCGAGAAUUACUUUCCAAGGAACAUUCGAGAGAAGAAGGAAGUUGAGUUUAUGAGCCUCAACCAGGGAUCCAAGUCGGUCCUCGAAUAUCAACAAGCCUUUGAGGAGCAUUUCUAUUUUGCUCUAGAGCACAUGAAGGCUGAGGGAGUUAAGGCGAGAAGGUUCGAAAGAGGGCUGAGAGCCAGCUUGAGUACAUCUGUGGUACUACACAAGUACCCUACCUAUGCGAAAGUGGUUCAGACUGCUAAGAUGAUUGAAGAUCAGCAGAGAGAGAACCACAAGGCCAUACAAGCAGGCAAGAGGCCAAUGUCAUCCUAG
Messenger RNA from Telopea speciosissima, 507 nucleotides. RefSeq lists its product as uncharacterized. Lineage: Eukaryota; Viridiplantae; Streptophyta; Magnoliopsida; Proteales; Proteaceae. The record is from RefSeq and is a predicted model, not a curated record. Bases 1 to 507 code for a protein of 168 amino acids. The transcript has a single exon.